Leptomonas pyrrhocoris is the source of this 2755-nucleotide messenger RNA. RefSeq lists its product as hypothetical. The transcript has a single exon. NCBI's taxonomy places the organism in Eukaryota, Euglenozoa, Kinetoplastea, Trypanosomatida, Trypanosomatidae. The record is from RefSeq and is a predicted model, not a curated record. Bases 1022 to 2755 code for a protein of 577 amino acids.
GCGUACAUAUCUUCGACACGAUGGAAGGCAUGAAGUGUCCCAACAACGCCGAUGCGUCGGAGAGCAGCAUGCCGUUUAUCAUGUUUGAGGUGUUUUGUGCCUGCACCUUGACGAUGAGUAGUUUCUUCGUGUACCGUUAUCGAAGACAGGCGGAGACCCGCGCCCAACAGCGCUACGAUAGACUCAGUCGUUUUGAGUUAGGCACUGACGUGUAAAGCGCUCCUUGGAUAUUUAAGCGAGUUUUGUUGAAUUUAUACUGAGCUCACCACUUUUGCGCUAUUCGAUGAUCACUGAAAGAAACGAAUAAAUAAUUGGUUUCUUUCACUUUGCUUCGAUGAUAUCUGCUCUUUGAACAGACAGUUAUGUAUCAGUCGUCGUUGUUCUUUUGCAAAGCUUUUUUCAGUUAUUUUCAGCAAUGGAGUCUGUAACGAAACCUCAUUGGGCUUAUUUUCCGCUCUGUACUCUUGCAGUUCACACACUCAGCAUAGAAAGCUAUAACGGUUACUUGCCAGUUAGAAAACAAUGUCGAUGUUUUCAAGACGAGUUUUGUAACUGGAACUGAAGUUACUAGUACAGCUAUUAUUAUUAUUAUUGCUACUAGCUUACGCGCGAUGUAUGUUUAUAGGCAUUUGCUUAGCUACAGUUUCCCGACUGUUUCCUUCAGUUUGUCCUCCAUGCUAUCCCUGUCCUUUUUUUUUUGUCACAGAAAAGAGAAAAUAUCUAGUGUCUUUUUUUUCUCCCCUAUAUCGAGAACUUCAAGCUUAUCAUCAUCUCAUCAGCUUUUGUUUUGAUCUUUUUUUUUAAGAACUCAUUUUUUUCUGGCGGGCGCGUUUCCUGUUGUCGUUUUAUUUUCCUCUUCAUCGUCUUCAUCGUCUGCAUCGUGAUCUGGUUUUCUGCGUCUUGGCUGCUUAGGCUUCGGUUCUCCCGUCUAUACUCUUUACGGUUCAGGAUUUUUUUUUGAAAAGCACAAGUUACGUGUACUCAUUUCAAACAAAGCAUAUUCUCACGCACUUCAAAGAAAAUGGACAGCCAAAACUUUUCUCGUGUUACAUACGACAUACCGCAGGAGCAGCUCAACUAUUUUGACUCACGGGCACGAUCAUCAGAGCGCACGGCGCCUUCGACAAACGUGCGCGCAGCGGAUGAAAACAGAGAACUGCCGCACUUCCGCGAAGCUCCUCAGCGUGCUCCCCAGCAAGUUUCACAACGUCAUUACGACGAUGAUGACGACGACGAGCCAAAGUUGAUUUCGAAGGGAGGCAGCCUUUCGGAUCAGUAUCAGCAGUUUUUUGGUGGUGCUCAGCCACGUGACGCCGGCGCUACGCGAUCGAACAACACCGCAGGUGCCCAAGCCGGCCAUCGCUUCCAAAGACCUAUCUCAGAAGGAAAUUCGAGUGACGCGAGUAGUUACACUCAAAAAGCGGCUGAAAGGCUGAUUGUGCGAGAAACCGCGCGACCUCAAGUGCGACCAGCUCGGCCGACAUAUCCUGCGGCAGUAAACCCACACAGCAACGAGUUCGGGGGAGGAAAUGAUACAGCCACUCGAGACACGGAAAGUGACGAUGUUCACCGAGGUCACAAUUCACCAUCUGCAACGACUCAGCGCUCCGUUACAAACGAACCGCGCGGGACGACAAUUCCGUCAAGCACCGCUGCUCGCGGAAACAGACGCCGUGGCUUUGAAGAGGAUUUACUUUUGACUUCGCAUAGCGAUUACGAACAACGACGUGGCGACCGUCAGGAGAAGCAACGAAAAUCUUCGUUUCUGAGUGGCACCCCAAUGUCGCGCGACUCGCGUUCUCAAAGAAGCGAGAGUAUCGCUUCAGUUGACGAUAGUGAGGCGAUGCAUCGGUUGCCACGUGACUACAAUCCUCGUCCCGGCGAAGCUACUUCUCCAAUGCUUCACCCAGCUGCACUGUCGCAGCCACAGCAACAUGUGAGGAAUCAGUCUCGCGUUUCGAAGAAGGAAGCUGACGAAGAAGAAAAAAUUCGUGAUGAAGAAGAAAACUGCACGUUUCAUCCACAGAUCAACAAGUCCUCCACACGGCGCAGCAACAAUGUUCACGAAUCACCGUAUCGUGGCAGUGAGGGAACCAAUCCGCCCCGCGACAGUCCUGGUGACUGUGAGGAAGCGCCAUACGACAAGCUCUACAAUAACGCAGAAAACAUACGACGAACUGCCGAAAGUCGUCGCACGCAGAAGAGGGUGGAUGAGAUGGCAGCGGAAAUGAACGAAAAAUAUGGUCCGCGCUCAACAGCAGUAAAUCCACGUCGUUCAGCGGCCGAACAGAACACAAGCUCAGAGAAAGUCUUUGUUCGCCUGUACGCCGACGCACAGCGCUACAACCGUGAAAAAACAGAGCAAGAACGACUUCUCGAACUGAAACGUCAAGAGGAGCGCAGUGAGGCGCCUUUUGACUGGAAUAAGGGUAAAGAGCGCAAGGAAGACACGAAGGAAGAGGUUGCAGUGGGCGGGGAAGCAGCGUCUGCCUCUCGACCACGGAGUUCACCGUCGCGACAGAAACCGUUGAAAAACCGAGCAUUUUUUGAGCGUUUAGCGCGACCUACGAGUGUUACAGUGUCUUUCCUCAAGCAGAAAGAGAUUGAAGAGCAGGAGAAGCAAGAAAAGGUGCAGCAUGCAUUAGAGCAGAAAACGUCCGAGAUGGAGGAAAUUGCGAGCUACGACUGGGGAAUACCGACGAAGAGUUUCACCUUCGCCGAUCUUAAGUCUCAGAACGCCAUGUACGUUUCGUAA